Molecule: messenger RNA, 3078 nt
Organism: Linum trigynum
Lineage: Eukaryota; Viridiplantae; Streptophyta; Magnoliopsida; Malpighiales; Linaceae
Source: the annotation of a GenBank genome assembly
AUGGCGCUUUCAGGCAUGAGAGGUCUCUCCGUCUUCAUCAGUGACGUUCGUAAUUGUCAGAACAAGGAGCAGGAGCGGCUCCGUGUUGACAAGGAGCUCGGGAACGUCCGUACUCGGUUCAAACACGAGAAGGGCUUGAGUCCAUAUGAGAAGAAGAAAUAUGUUUGGAAAAUGCUCUAUAUCUACAUGCUUGGCUAUGAUGUCGACUUCGGUCAUAUGGAAGCUGUUUCCUUAAUAUCUGCGCCAAAAUACCCAGAAAAACAGGUUGGAUACAUUGCGACAGCGUGUUUGCUCAAUGAGAACCAUGAUUUUCUCAGAUUAGCCAUAAAUACCGUGCGGAACGACAUAAUUGGUCGGAAUGAAACUUUUCAGUGCCUCGCAUUGACCCUGGUUGGAAAUAUUGGUGGCAGAGAAUUUGCUGAAUCAUUGGCGGCUGAUGUUCAGAGAUUACUGAUUUCAAGUAGCUGCAGACCUCUUGUAAGAAAAAAGGCUGCCUUAUGUCUGCUACGGCUCUAUAGGAAAAAUCCUGAUGUUGUGAAUGUGGAUGGCUGGGCUGAUCGGAUGGCACAACUCCUUGAUGAACGUGAUCUUGGUGUUCUUACAUCUUCAAUGAGUCUACUUGUUGCUUUAGUGUCAAAUAACCAUGAAGCAUACUGGAGUUGUCUGCCAAAAUGUGUGAAGACUUUGGAACGACUUGCUAGGAACCAGGAUAUACCCCAAGAAUACACUUACUAUGGUAUCCCAUCUCCUUGGCUUCAGGUCAAAACAAUGAGGGCUCUUCAGUAUUUUCCGACGGUAGAAGAUCCUAACACAAGAAGAUCGUUGUUCGAGGUCUUGCAACGAAUCUUAAUGGGGACUGAUGUUGUGAAAAAUGUAAAUAAGAACAAUGCAUCCCAUGCCGUUCUUUUUGAGGCUCUUGCACUUGUCAUGCAUCUUGAUGCUGAAAAAGAGAUGAUGUCCCAAUGUGUGGCCCUCCUCGGAAAAUUUAUUGCUGUCCGGGAACCAAAUAUUCGAUAUCUUGGCUUGGAAAAUAUGACUCGAAUGUUGAUGGUAACAGAUGUGCAAGAUAUCAUUAAAAAACACCAGGCUCAGAUUAUCACUUCAUUGAAAGAUCCGGAUAUCAGCAUUCGUCGACGUGCUCUUGAUUUGCUCUAUGGCAUGUGUGAUGUGUCAAAUGCAAAGGAUAUAGUUGAAGAGUUACUACAGUACCUCAGCGCGGCAGAUUUUGCUAUGCGUGAGGAAUUGUCUCUAAAAGCUGCUAUCCUCGCAGAGAAGUUUGCCCCUGAUCUAUCCUGGUAUGUGGAUGUAAUACUUCAGUUGAUCGAUAAGGCAGGAGACUUUGUUAGUGAUGACAUAUGGUUUCGGGUAGUACAAUUUGUUACUAACAAUGAAGACCUGCAGCCUUAUGCAGCAGCUAAAGCGAGAGAGUAUCUUGACAAACCUGCCAUACAUGAGACGAUGGUCAAGCUCAGUGCUUAUAUCCUAGGAGAGUAUGGGCACCUUCUGGCUAGACGGCCUGGAUGUAGUCCAAAGGAAUUAUUUACCAUUAUACAUGAGAAGCAUCCUACUGUCUCAACCUCCACUGUUCCAAUUCUACUCUCAACUUAUGCGAAGAUACUAAUGCACACUCAACCACCAGAACCAGAACUACAAAACCAGAUCUGGAGUAUAUUCAACAAAUACGAAAGUUGCAUUGAUGUUGAGAUUCAACAAAGAGCAGCCGAGUAUUUUGCCUUAAGCAGAAAAGGUGCAUCUCUAAUGGACAUAUUGGCUGAGAUGCCUAAAUUUCCUGAACGCCAGUCUGCACUGAUAAGAAAAGCUGAAGAUGCUGAGGUUGAUACCGCGGAACAAAGUGCUAUCAAGGUGAGGGCACAGCAACAAAUGUCGACUGCCUUGGUUGUAACUGACCAACGCCCUCCCAAUGGGACGCCACCCCCACCCACUGUAGGGCCACUGAGUCUAGUCAAGGUGCCCAGCGAGACAGUUGAUUCGGAUCAGAAUCCUGGAGACCAAGGAUUGACCCAGCCAAACGGAGUUGUAUAUCAAGAAGAUCCUCAGCAACCUUCACAGGAUAUUAUUGGUGACCUUUUGGGUACAUUGAGUAUUGAAGGUCCUCCUGGAGCUGUUGCUCCAUUGGCGCAGAGUGCAACCUCUGAAGCCGAAUCUGUUCCAAGUGCUGCUGAUGCUGCAGCUCUUGUACCUGUUGGAGAAGAGUCGGGUUCCGUGCAGCCGAUAGGAAAUAUCAACGAAAGGUUCUAUGCCUUGUGUUUGAAGGAUAGUGGUGUUCUGUAUGAGGAUCCCAACAUCCAGAUAGGCAUUAAAGCAGAGUGGAGAGCACAUGAAGGGCGUCUUGUGCUUUUCCUAGGGAACAAAAAUACUGCUUCUCUUGGAUCCGUUCAGGCCCUCAUAUUACCUCCUACUCAUCUGAAGAUGGAGCUCUCAUUAGUACCAGAUACUAUUCCUCCUCGAGCGCAGGUUCAAUGCCCUCUUGAAAUCAUGAAUCUCCGGCCAAGUCGGGAUGUCGCUGUUCUUGACUUCUCCUACAAGUUUGGUCCCACCAUGGUAAAUGUCAAGCUUCGCCUACCGGCUGUUCUCAACAAAUUUCUUCAACCUAUAACUGUGUCCCCUGAAGAAUUUUUCCCUCAAUGGAGAUCUCUAUCAGGGCCUCCUUUAAAGCUUCAAGAAGUUGUUAGAGGUGUAAGACCAUUACCUCUACCCGAGAUGGCAAAUCUCUUCAACACUUUCCGGUUGACAGUUUGUCCCGGACUUGAUCCUAAUCCGAACAACUUGGUUGCAAGCACGACUUUUUACUCUGAAACCACACGAGCCAUGCUUUGCUUGGUGAGAAUUGAAACAGAUCCAGCAGAUAGAACACAGUUGCGAAUGACUGUCGCCUCUGGUGACCCGACACUUACGUUUGAGUUGAAGGAGUUCAUCAAGGAGCAAUUAGUUAGCAUCCCCACAGCACCACAACGUCCACAGGGACCGACAGCACCUCCUCCUCAAGUAGCACAGAUCGCGGGCCCCCCUCCAGCAGCUUCGCAAGAUCCAGGGGCAUUGUUGGCCGGUUUGCUGUGA